Linum tenue is the source of this 3147-nucleotide messenger RNA. The record is from the annotation of a GenBank genome assembly. Lineage: Eukaryota; Viridiplantae; Streptophyta; Magnoliopsida; Malpighiales; Linaceae.
CCGAAAUUCCGAAUCGAAAAAGCGCAUCUUCCCCUACCUCUGAAAUUCCACACACUCCUCUCUGAAAAUUAUAACGCUCAACUCAACUGUCUCUCACUCCAACUCCAAGUCCAACUCCAACAAUUCUUACAAGCUACAAUCCCAACCAACCACGGAUUCACCCAGUCGCCUUGUGCUUCAUCCGUAAAAUUACCCACGACAGGGAAUUCGCAAUCAUUGCUAUAAGUUUAAGAUAAAAGCGGCGGAACAGCGGUGGCGGAGAGACCGGGGGAAAGCGGAGGAAGGGUUCGGCGACGGGAUCACCUGUUUUUUUGAAAUUCCAUCAAUUAUAAAAGCUACGCGGUUCUCCCCCUCGCGACCCUUUUUCUCUUUUAAAAUCCCAUUCUUUCUCUCUCUCUCUCUGUCCCUCUGUCUUCGCUUCUCAUCUCCUCCCGCUCCUCUGUUCUUUCUUUUCCGUUUUUUUUUUCAAACAAAAAAACCCAUCUCUCUCUCCCUCUCUUCCUUAUGUCGCGUCUUCUUUCCAUGGCGAUCUGAGCUGGAAUGCGGUUGCCUGGGAGAUUGAGGUAACUGGAGAGCAACCCGAAAGAUAGCAGGAGGGAGAGAGGAAGAGAGAGAGAGAGAGCCAGUAUUGGGAUUCUUUUGAGGGAAGUGGGUAAGGCUGCAGAGGGAUAAUUUUUUGGCCGUUUGCAUAAUAGUAAUUUCCGAGAGAAGAGGAACAGAGAGCUCUUGUGAAGGGAAGGGAAGCGAAACGAAGGAAGGGGGAUAACAAUCAAGAACGGGGGAGGGAAGGUGGGAGAAUCAGAAUGUUAUCAAUGGAGCUCGUGGAUUCGUUCCUCUUCUCUCUCUCCAAGGCCUUCUCUUCUCCCAUUGCAAUCUUCGUUCAGAUCCAGGGAUGUCUGAUCUGCUUGAUUCUUGCCCUUGGAUGGGUCCUCGCUUCAUAUGUCAGGAAUAGAGAGAUUAAACGAAUGAAGGAUAGUGCUAGAGCUGGCAACAGCUUUUCAUUCCUUUGCCAUGACAUCAAUGAAUUGGAGCACUCUUAUCAGGCCAACCUGCCUAGAGUGAGUGUCGUUAUGCCUUUGAAAGGCUUUGGAGAACACAAUCUCCACAAUUGGAGAAGUCAGAUAACAUCACUCUAUGGAGGUCCUCUGGAAUUUCUCUUCAUUGUAGAAAGCACAGAAGACCCUGCUUACCAUGCUGUGUCUCGCUUAUUAUCUGAUUUUAAGGAUCAUGUUGAUGCUCAAGUUAUUGUAGCUGGAUUGUCAACUACAUGCAGUCAGAAAAUUCAUAACCAAUUGGUUGGGGUGGAGAACAUGCAUCCAGAGACCAAAUAUGUACUGUUUUUGGAUGAUGAUGUCAGGCUGCACCCUGGGUCCAUUGGAGCACUCACUGCAGAGAUGGUGAAGAAUCCAGCGAUAUUUAUUCAAACGGGAUACCCUCUAGAUCUACCUUCUGGCAGUCUGGGAAGUUACUGCAUCUAUGAGUAUCAUAUGCAUUUUGAGAUUUCUUUUUGGCAGCCUUGUUCGAUGGGAUUUGCAACUGGUGGAAGGACGUUCUUCUUGUGGGGAGGUUGCAUGAUGAUGCAUGCUGAUGAUUUUAGAUGUGAUCGUUACGGUGUGCUCUCUGGACUUCGAGAUGGUGGCUACUCGGAUGAUAUGACUCUUGCAGCAUUAGCUGGGGCUCAUAAGUUACUAAUUACUUCACCUCCAGUUGCUGUCUUCCCUCACCCACUUGCUAGUGAUCUUAGCUUUUCAAGGUACUGGAAUUACUUGAGGAAGCAAACAUUUGUGUUGGAGUCGUACAUAUCAAAGGUUAACUGGACGAUGAACCGAGCAUUGUUUUCUGUCCACUGCUAUUUGUCGUGGGGGUUUACAGCACCAUACUUCAUGGCUGUGGUUCAUAUUGCAGCCGCCCUUCGCAUUUAUGCCCAAGGGUAUGCUCGGGAGGAAACAGUGUUUGUUUCGAAAGGGUUGUUACUGGUUGCAUGUCUGGCAGCAUGCACAUUUGUAGAACUCUUCUCGAUGUGGAACUUGACAAGGGUAGAAGUUCGUUUGUGCAACAUGCUAUCCCCCGAGGCACCUCGACUCUCUCUUGGUUCAUACAAUUGGGUUCUGGUCUUUGUAGCUAUGGUGGUGGAUAACUUCUUGUAUCCAAUCUCUGCAAUGCGUUCCCAUUUCUCCCAAUCUAUCAACUGGUCGGGCAUUCGUUACCACUUAAAAGACGGGAAGAUAUACAAGAUUGAUAGGAGCAAGGAUAUGGGUCCACUUUACACAGACUUGGGAGGGAAGCAUUUAGGGAGGAAAGGUGCUCCUCAAAAAGCCUCAUUCCUUGGCUCUCUCUGUAGAAGUUUGGCGCAAUGGAGACGUCCCAAGAAAUAUGAUGUCUGAAGAUCAUCAUUUCAGAAAGGGUUAGAGUGUUUGUUUGUUUGAUUAAUUAAUUUGAUUGUUAGGGGUUUGAAAAUUCAGUUCAAAAGCGGGAAAAAGGAAGCUAUUCUUGGUGGGUUGGGUUCUACAUGUUGUCCUAUGUGUUUUACUUCCAGGCUGCAGGCUAGGAUCAAGCUUAGUCUAUUUGUUGUUCAUUGAUUUUGGUCUCUUUCUAGGAGGGGAAGGUGUUAGUCUCAAUUCAAUUGAACUUCAAUUCAUCCAUCCAAAUCUAUCCUUUUUGUGGUGGAUUGGUUUUGUAAUUUUUUCAUAUCAUUUGUGCUGUAAUUUAUAGAUUGUUGUUAUGCAGUUGGAAGUUCAGAUGCGAUACCAACAAUUUGCUUGUUCUUUUUUGGGUUCGUAGAAGAGGGGUUUAAAUUGCAGAUCCUUUAAGAACAAUUGUGUAGUGAGUUACUGCUACAAGGCCAAUUGGCCAUCGCAGAAUGUUUCAUUCAUGUUUGAGGAGGGCUUGAUAUCUUGCUUAGCUCCUCCCGCCGCAAAAUGCCUGAAAGUAUCUCAUUGUUUCGGAUUCUCUGCUGCUAAAGAUCCAUGGCUGCAGCUGCUUCCCCGACCAUGGUUCGUGGCAAGAACCUCGUGCUCACAACCCAGAUUGCAUAACACUGUCCCUCAAGGCACCGCCCCUCUCUCUUUGUUUUUACAAUUUGGUUAUUGUAACUACUUACCAUUAUGGUGCACAUUCAUUCAUUUUAUUUCUUAUUAGAAAGUGCUU